This is a messenger RNA of Etheostoma cragini (Arkansas darter), 3627 nucleotides long. RefSeq names its product dynein 2 intermediate chain 1 (gene dync2i1). The record is from RefSeq and is a predicted model, not a curated record. The coding region runs from base 157 to 3267 and encodes 1036 amino acids. Gene Ontology annotation, biological process: intraciliary transport. Gene Ontology annotation, molecular function: dynein light chain binding; dynein heavy chain binding. The transcript is spliced from 23 exons. Gene Ontology annotation, cellular component: cytoplasmic dynein complex. Lineage: Eukaryota; Metazoa; Chordata; Actinopteri; Perciformes; Percidae.
UACCAAGCCUGUUGUCAAGCUGAAAUGACGCGUUCUCCAUGGUUUCAACUAACUGCGCUUGCGCACAAGAGAUUUAGCAUCAUGGCGGCGUUGUUACAAACAUAUGAGUUGAUUUUUGGCGUUUGAAAGACUUCAACAGUAAAAACAUAAGCGAACAUGCAUAGUGACAAGAAAAUAACCAUGGAAGACACAUGGAGACCAGCUGAUCUGAGAAGACACGUCAGGGAGGAAGGACUAGGUGAUGACUAUGUUAGGAAGCGAGAUGUCAAUGAGAGAAAGCACCGUGCUGGUGAAUCUAUAGAAAGACGCCGCAGAGACCCAGAGAAGGAGUCCAGACGAGAGAGAGACAAGCCCAGGGAUAGUACAAGGGAGAGAAGAGAUGCAGACAAAAAAGACAGAUAUGCAGAUCGCCUGAAAGAGGGUUCUCUGGAUAGGAGAGGUGUUAAGGAAAGGGAAAGCAGAGAUGACAGGGAUAGAGAGAAGAGAAGGGAAAGAGACAAGUUGGUAGACGGAAAGAGAUACGAUGAUGAUUACAAGAGGAAAGAAAGGGAGCAUGAAAAGGAGAGAGACAAGGAACGACAUAGAGAUAAAGAGACGGAAAGGAAUAGAGAAAGAGGCAACGAGGACGGCAAGGACAAAGGGAGGAAAGAGAGAGACAAGGAGAGACGGAGAGAAGAACGAGACAGAGAGCAUAGGACUGAGAGGGAGAGGCGGAGACACAAUGAAAGUGGAAAUGGAGAAAGAGAUCUAAUGGAAAAGCAGGAAAGAGAGAAGAAAGAUCGGCAUCGAGAGAGAGCGCGACCCCAAGAUGAAUAUGAAUUCAAGAGGAAUGACAUAGAAAGACAAGAGAGGCGUGCAGACAGUAAGCGUUUGGAAAUGAAGGAGGAAGGAGUGCACAAAGAAGAACAGAGAAGACAUGGAGAGGAGAAAGAAAGGAGAUCCAAUGAGAGAGGAUAUGAUGAAAAGCGGAGGCAUGACCGGGAACCCAGGGAGCAUCUAGACUUGAAGGGGUCAGGCAAAGAGGUCAAGUAUCAUGGGGGUGACACAGAUCGAGCAGAACGGGACAAACACAAAGAAAGACGGCACAAAGAGGAGGAGAAACCAGAAAGAAAUCAGAACAGAGAUGGGACAAAGUCCAAGAAAGCAGCGUCUAGCAAAAGUCAUAAACAUGAGACUAAAACUGAGGAUGUAGCAAAGGUAUCUGAGCACCAGACAGCUGGUGUGAACGAUAUAGGAGAAACAGAGGAGCUUGUUGCCAAUGAUGAAGAUUUGGCUGACCAGGAAUAUGAAGAUGACUUUGAGAAACUGGAUUAUGAGGAGGAUUUUGAAGAGAUGGAUGAGAGCGCAAGUGAAGAUUUCGACGAUGAGGAGCCACAGCCUCCACAGGUGGGUGAAGAGAGGGAGGAACUAACAGCACAAAAGAGAAAGGAAAUCCAAGCAAUUCAGAGAGCCAUGGAUGAAGAAAACGACAGAGUCGGAACCACUCAGUCCAGACAAAUUCCAAGCAAAAAGGAGGAGGAAAGGCCUAAAUGGUCCGGAGGGUCUGAAAAGAGCCAGAGUAGAGCCUCCCCGCGUGGGAAGUUUAUCGACUUUGUGGCCGCAAAGCAGCGUGAAGUCAGCAAGAAAGUUGCCACAAAACAGAAGAAACGCAGUACAGAGCUUCUUCGCUUAAUUGAUCUGGAUUUCUCAAUGACGGUCUCGUUGUUGGAUCUGCCACCUGUUAAUGAAUAUGACAUGUACAUCAGAACCUUUGGAACUGCAAACACUAAGCAGGCUUAUGUUCAGUGUAAUGAGGAUAAUGCAGACAGGGACAUCCAGACAGAGGAGAUAGAGGUGUGUGAGAAGUGGACGCAGCAUCCUCCAGAGCACAAUGGAGCCUGUGAGGAUCCAAACCUAACCCAGGAAGCACGAGACAAAAGGGAAAUGAACUUUGAUUCGCGGCGUCUGACAGCAUUUCUGCGCUCCGCCUCUCAGGUCAUGGUUGUGCUCUUGGAAGAGGAUCGGGCUGAGAGAAAAUCCCUGAGCAAGCCGAGGUCUCAGACCGACACGCUGUCUUUCAGCGAUGGAAGAUUACAGCUCAACACUAAGUUGUCUUUUCUUUAUGGUCGCCGCAUCAGCCUGGUGCACUUCUCUCAGGUCCAGAGGCACACCAUGAUGUCAGUCCACAGCCCUACAACGAAGCCCAGUGCUGUGCGUCUUGACACCUGCACCAUCAUCUGUAUCUGGAACAUUUGGGAGCCGUCCAGACCUCAAAAAGUCCUUGUUUACGAAUCUGAGGUUCAGUGUUGCUGCUUCAGCCCUGGAAAGGCCAUACUGGUGUUUGCAGGCACAUCAGUUGGCUCUGUGGUGCUGUGGGACCUGAGGGAGCACACUAGUGACCAUUUUAGUUUGAAGAUAGGGGAGGAUGAGUGGACUUUCCGACAGCCUACCUUCUCCACUGGUAGGUUACAAUUUAGACCUCAAUUCAGUUUUAAUACAAACAACAGCUGCUGCAGUGGCUGUGACACGCAGCUCAUGGAGACCAUGAAGGUGGUAGUGGAACUCCCAAAAGCCAACAAGGCAGGCUCUCCAACAGAUCUAGGGCUCAGGCCCGGCGGCAAAGUAAAGUUACUUCACAGCACCCAGCUCCUCACUGCUGAGAGGGUAUCGCCACGUGAUGCAGCGAAAACAGGGUUACAGACACUUAAUUUCAAAUUCCUUCCAACGGACUCCAAUCAUUUCUUUAUCGGCACCAACAUGGGUCUGGUCAAUCAUGAAACAAGUCACGGUUUGAAGGCUCCACCAAAGUUUUACAGGUUUCAGGAGGCCGGAGUCCGACCGGUGGAUGUCACCUCAAUCCACUUCUCUCCCUUCAGGCAACCAUUGUUCUUGGUGGGUUGUGGGGACGGCAGCAUCAGGCUGCAUGCAGUCAGUCAUGAGCAGCCUGUGGCAGAGUGGAAGAACAGUACAGCUGGUGAACCAGUGGUUUCACUGCAGUGGACCCAAACCAGACCAACAGUGUUCUGUGUGCUCGAUGCAGCCUCUAACCUCCACAUAUGGGACCUGCUGAAAAAUGACAGCGAGCCUGUGGUCACUGAAAGGAUGGACUCUGACAGGGUGACAGCCAUGGCUGUGUUUGGAGACUCGGGACAACAAAACACAUAUUCAGGAAUUGCACUGGCACACAAAUCCGGAAAUAUAGAAAUGCAGUAUUUCAAAAGACAUUUUACUGUGGCCAUUACUGCAGAAGAGGAGAAGUUGGAAAGUGUUAUGACGGCAGCCUUCUGAACCAAUGCAUCUUGUAUUUGGACUGAUGUGUGUGUUCAUUCAAAAAUAUUUACUAAAACUCUGGAAGAGCAUAAAGAUCAAUUUAUAAAUCUUUUUUUGUUACAGUCACUUUGUAUCUAUGUCAUAUUUAAUUUAAAGACUAUUUGUAGACAAGUAUACGUCAACAUAGCCAUUAGAAGAAUGUGGCAGAGUACCAAUUUUCCUCUACAGGGGCCACAAUAUCAAUAAAUAUCCUCCAUUAAAACUGUACAUUAUAAGAAACAUAUAUUGUAAAUGCGUGUUGAUAUAAAUAUUUGUAUUAACUUACUGAACUUAAUUUUUUAUACAAUAAACUGACUAUAUCCGUAUGUGUCCUCAACG